Octopus bimaculoides (California two-spot octopus) is the source of this 382-nucleotide messenger RNA. RefSeq names its product zinc finger protein 93. The record is from RefSeq and is a predicted model, not a curated record. NCBI's taxonomy places the organism in Eukaryota, Metazoa, Mollusca, Cephalopoda, Octopoda, Octopodidae.
AUGGAGAAGAUAUAUCCUUGUCAAAUUUGUGGCAAAAUAUUUCCCAGAUAUAUUGAAUCAUCUGAAGAAAACUUCUCAGAUAUUAAAGAAGAAAUAAAGCUAUUUUGUGAUAACUGUUGGGAUUCAAAUUCCCACAACAACAAUUCACUGAAACACUCAGAAACUGCUAAUGAAAAUGAAAUUAAUCAUAAUGCAUAUUCUUGUAAAGUUCCUGAUACCAAACCCUUAAAUGGUAAACAAUCUAACAUAGAUAAUGUGUAUAAAUGUGAAGUUUGUAACAAAUUCUUUGUUCAAAGUAGUCAUUUAAUUAAACAUAAAGAGACACACUCAAAAGAAAGACCUUAUGGUUGUGAAAUUUGCGGUCAACAUUUCACUCAAAAAA